GAUAAACCCAUGCAACUUGAAGAAGAAAACUCCGAAGAUUUUGAGGUACUCCUUUAUUGGAAGCUUCAUGAGAAAAAAUUUCCAACGCUCUCCAUAAUGGCACGAGAUAUUCUUAGUAUUCCCAUCACUACAGUGGCAUCAGAAUCUUCUUUCAGUAUUGGUGGACGCGUUCUUACCAAAUACAGAAGCUCCACACUUCCUGAACACAUCCAAAUGUUGAUUUGCACUCGAAAUUGGUUGCACGGCUUUACUGAAUAUAUAAAUGAUGAUGAUGAAAGUAAUAUUGUGGACGACUGCAACACUGCGGCGACAAUGACUCAACAUGGAUGAAUGCAACGCUAGGGGCGACUGCAACACUGCGGCGAUAAUGACUCAAAGAAUUUUAUUUUAUAUCUACUAGUAUACUUUUUUCCUACUAUGUGACUGUGUUCUUAUGUGUAAAUCUCCCGCUUAUAUUUGGACGAGUGUAUGAGGAUUUUGAUAAUUUGAUGUGUUAGAUGAAAAAAAACUUAAGUGAGUUCUAGGAAUUUUUUUCCGAAAAUUCUCGUUUCCGAGAAUUCUUAAAAUUUUCGUUUCCGAUGCUUCGACUCAUCUGAUGGGGUAAUCCAGCAGAAACUAAAGUGAUCAUUUUGUUUUAACAAAAUGUAAUUAUUUGAUUGAGCAAAGUUUAUAACACCAGAUAUUGGUACACAAAUCUUAA
Trifolium pratense (red clover) is the source of this 700-nucleotide messenger RNA. RefSeq names its product zinc finger BED domain-containing protein RICESLEEPER 3-like. The record is from RefSeq and is a predicted model, not a curated record. NCBI's taxonomy places the organism in Eukaryota, Viridiplantae, Streptophyta, Magnoliopsida, Fabales, Fabaceae. Gene Ontology annotation, molecular function: protein dimerization activity. The transcript has 2 exons. The coding region runs from base 10 to 330 and encodes 106 amino acids.